UUUUAGCAUUUUAGGUCGGUUUUAGUUUUAGGGACAAAGAGUUCGUUAGUUGUAUCAAUUAACUAUUUCUUAGGUACCUACAUGACAAAAAGUAUUCUAUCAAUAUGGCAAUUCUUAACCAGAUUCUCGCAACUGGUGUUAUUAGCUAUGUGUGCACUACAAUGGGCAUUAUGUAUACUUGGCCAUCAUCUACACUCAAACUCUUCAGUUCUUCGAAUACGACACUCGAUAGAGUUAUGACAGAAACUGAAACAGCACUAUUAGGAAGUAUAUCAUCUAUAAGUGGUAUAAUCAUAACGCCGUUCUCUGGAUACCUAAUUGAUACUCUUGGAAGAAAAUGGUGUUGUAUAGUCUUUUACAUGGCACAAUUGGCUGGUUGGCUCAUUAUCGUCAUGUGGUACAGAGUAGAAGCAGUUCUGAUUUCCAUCUUCCUGUCUGGCUUGAGUGCAUGCAUUUUUCUCACCAUACCGAUCUAUGUCAGCGAGUACUGUCAGGAAUCCAUUCGUGGAUCCAUGACUUCAGGUUCUAUGAUUUUCUUCGGAAUUGGGAUGUUACUAUCAUAUUUACUGGGAGGACUUUUGGAAUAUAGACUGAUGAACUACACUGGUCUAACAUUGACUGCUCUUGGAGUAGUUAUCUUCAGUUUUAUGAAGGAGUCUCCGUUGUUCUUGAUGCAGAAGGGACGCGAGACAGAAGCAGCGAGAUCUAUAGCGUUUUACAGAGGUAUAAAAAUUGGCUCCAAAGAAGUGCUCCAAGAAAUGGAAAAAAUUAAGCGAACAUUGAAUCUCGAUUUUGAAAACGAUUGUACUCCUCGCGAGGAAAAGAAGUUAUAUCCAGAGGGUCCUAAGAAGAAAUUGUCACCGUGGAAAUAUUUAAGCAAAUCCUGCUCAACUCGCAAAGCACUUUUAGUCUCAAUUAUGCUUUACACUUCGAGCAUCUUCCAAGGACUAGUUGUUGUACAAGUGUAUGCUGAGCCGUUGUUUGAAAAAGCUGUGCCGAGCAUGUCAGCUAUGCUGUCGAGCAUUCUAUUCGCGGUAGUUUCUGUAAUAGCUGGAUUCUUAGGAGCAUAUCUCAUUGAUGCCAUAGGAAGACGACCUCUAAUGAUCUACGGAUCACUGGCAACAGGAAUCUGCUGCGUUAUCCUCGGCUCGCAAAUCCAUAUAAAUUGGGGUCCAAACUGGUUGACUGCAGUAUUCAUGCAUGUGUAUUGUGUUACUUAUGUGCUCGGUGCGGGGACAGUUCCGUACGUCAUUGUCGCUGAAAUAUUUUUACCUGAGAUCAAAAGUUUUGCAUCGAUGAUUUCAAUAGAGUGGGCGUUUUGCUGCAACUUUUUGAUUUUGUUCAUCUUCAAUCCUCUAGUCGCUGCUGUUGGUCUUGGUCCCGUAUUUUAUCUUUUCGCGAUUAUAUGCUUCCUCAGUGUCGUCUUCUGCUACUACUUCCUGCCAGAAACAAAAGGUCUGCCAGUUGACGAGCUGCAGCAACGAUUUCUUAAGAGAGCAAACUUACUUUAAGAAAUUAAAUUAAA
This is a messenger RNA of Pararge aegeria (speckled wood butterfly), 1525 nucleotides long. Its product is annotated as facilitated trehalose transporter Tret1-like. The coding region runs from base 105 to 1511 and encodes 468 amino acids. Gene Ontology annotation, cellular component: membrane. Gene Ontology annotation, biological process: transmembrane transport. Gene Ontology annotation, molecular function: transmembrane transporter activity. The record is from RefSeq and is a predicted model, not a curated record. The transcript is spliced from 9 exons. NCBI's taxonomy places the organism in Eukaryota, Metazoa, Arthropoda, Insecta, Lepidoptera, Nymphalidae.